GGGCCGGUGGUGGCCAAGGCGGAGGUGGAGAGGUGGUUCACGGCCCCCGGUGUGCGGAGGAUCCGGCUGAAGGAGAGAGGCGUCAGGGGCUCCCUCUUCCUGCCGCCGGGGGAUGGCCCCUUUCCAGGAGUGAUUGACAUGUACGGCGAUGAAGGAGGUCUGAUUGAAUUUAGAUCCAGUCUCCUGGCUACCCGUGGUUUUGCUGCUCUUUCUCUGCCAUAUUUUGACUUUGAAGAUCUGCCUAAGGUCAUGAAAGAAUUCAAACUUGAGUACUUUGAGGAGGCAGCUAGAUUCCUACAGCGUCACCCGAAGGUGAAGGGACCAGGAGUUGGAGUGAUUGGGACGGGGAAAGGGGCAGAACUAGCACUCUCCAUGAUCACCUUCCUGCCAGAAGUAGUGGCUGCUGUCUGUAUCUCCGGCUGUAGCUCAAACACAGUUGCAGACCUCCAUUAUGGUGAGAUGACUCUGCCUGGACUGUGUUUUGACAUGAAUAAGGUCAGUGUUUCUGACGCUGGUGUAUUUGACAUUUUCGAAGCUCUGGAUGACCCAACAAAUCCUGCUAAUUCUCCUUGCACCAUCCCCAUUGAAAAAGCAGAAGGUCACUUUCUCUUAGUGGUAGGGGAAGAUGAUCGUAUGUGGAAGAGCUCCUUAUAUGCUGAGCUGGCAAUCGGGCGUCUACGCCAGCACGGGAAAGAAAACUUUGAACUCUUGAGUUAUCCAGGAGCAGGUCACCGAAUUGAUCCUCCUUCUACUCCAUUUUGUCAGGUAGCUAUGGAUCGUGUUCUGGGGGUGCCUGUUCUGGGGGGUGGAGAGAGCAAAGCACAUGCCCAUGCACAGGAACACUCCUGGGGAAAGAUUCAGGAGUUUCUGCACUUGCAUUUGGGAUGAACACUUCAGCACCAGCAAGCUGUUGCAGAAUUGGAGAGGACUGAGCUUGAGCCACCAAAAUGACUGGUGAAUUGGAGGGACUGACUGAGAAAAGCUUGGAAAUACAAAAUAACCAAAUGACUACUUAGCUACAAGUGUAAAUCCAAAAAGAAAGGGAUUUAUUUGGACUAGCCUAAGUUAUUUUAACUAGGUACACAGA
Leptosomus discolor (cuckoo roller) is the source of this 1087-nucleotide messenger RNA. RefSeq names its product acyl-coenzyme A thioesterase 5-like. Gene Ontology annotation, biological process: fatty acid metabolic process; acyl-CoA metabolic process. Lineage: Eukaryota; Metazoa; Chordata; Aves; Leptosomiformes; Leptosomidae. The record is from RefSeq and is a predicted model, not a curated record. Gene Ontology annotation, molecular function: fatty acyl-CoA hydrolase activity.